AAGCAUGUGAAUGCCCAAAAAAGUGCCCAAACAAUUCAAACUAUCCCCAAAAUGUCCCUCGACUCCGACUCAUCAGCACUCCCUUCCUCCAGCCGAGACUGGUACUUCCCCUCACCGCCCUUCAUCCACGCCGCGAAAUCCCCAAAAUACCACCGAAGAUUCUCCACAAACCCCAGACCUUCCCAGCCCCUCCCCUCCGAUUCUCCGGCGACGCCGUUUCGUGCCGUUCCCUCCUCCACCUCUGCCCCUCCCAGGACUUUCAACCAUGACAGACUCCGCCGGAGAGUUGACUUUCCCCGUCGGCCAGAGAAGCCGCCUCGAAACGAGCCCAGUCUCGGUGUCCCCGAUGGCGUCUCCAGAAAGCGAUCAGAGGCUUCCACCGCCGUCGCCGGCGACAAGUUCCCUAGGUUUUCCCAGCCCGGCUUCAAGCCUCGGUGGAAAAUGGCGUUUUUAGUAGCGAUUCUAUUGACAGUUUUCUCUUCAAUGGUGUAUCAAAAUUUCUGUUUACAUAGCCAAGUCAAUGAGUUGCAGGAUUAUAUAUCCAAGCUUGAAUUUAGAUUACAAACCUACGAUUCGGCAGGCUCUAAGGAGCUGAUCAGUUCUAAAUUUGGGCUGGAGGAUGAUCUUUCUAACAACGGCUUAAAACGAUUAGCGCUUAUGGUCUCCCUCUUACUAUUAUCAAUCCCGCUUGUAGUUUUCAAGUACAUUGACUAUGUCUCGAGAUCACGAUCACCAGAGAAUAUCUCUGAAGAAGAGUCUCUAAACAAACAGCUAGCGUACCGUGUUGAUUUGUUUUUGUCAGUCCAUCCGUAUUCGAAGCCAUUGGCAUUGUUGGUGGCCACACUAUUGCUUAUUUGUCUCGGGGGUUUAGCACUCUUUGGAGUGAAAGAUGAUAGCUUAGCAGAGUGUCUUUGGCUAUCAUGGACGUAUGUGGCUGAUUCAGGCAACCAUACGGACUCUGAAAAGAUUGGCGAAAGGCUUGUUUCGGUUUCCAUUAGCUUUGGUGGGAUGCUGAUAUUUGCAAUGAUGCUUGGACUUGUUUCUGAUGCAAUUUCGGAGAAAUUUGACUCAUUGAGGAAAGGAAGAAGUGAGGUUGUGGAGCAAAACCAUACUUUAAUCCUUGGUUGGAGUGAUAAGUUGGGUUCACUAUUGAACCAGAUUGCCAUAGCCAAUGAGAGUUUGGGUGGAGGGAUUGUUGUAGUUAUGGCUGAGCGAGACAAAGAGGAAAUGGAACUUGACAUUGGCAAAAUGGAGUUUGAUUUCAAAGGAACAUCUGUAAUCUGCAGAAGUGGUAGCCCUCUAAUUCUCGCUGACCUGAAAAAGGUAUCUGUCUCCAAGGCACGUGCAAUAAUUGUCCUUGCUGAAGACGGAAAUGCUGAUCAGAGUGAUGCCCGUGCAUUGAGAACUGUUUUAAGUCUAACCGGAGUGAAAGAGGGGCUUGGAGGACAUAUUGUUGUUGAACUAAGUGAUCUUGACAAUGAGGUUCUUGUUAAACUUGUUGGUGGAGAUCUUGUUGAAACUGUUGUGGCUCAUGAUGUGAUUGGUCGUCUGAUGAUUCAAUGUGCUCGGCAGCCUGGACUUGCACAGAUCUGGGAAGAUAUCCUCGGGUUUGAAAAUUGUGAGUUCUAUAUCAAAAGAUGGCCACAAAUGGAUGGCAUGCAUUUUGAGGAUGUACUGAUCAGUUAUCCUGAUGCCAUUCCUUGUGGAGUCAAGGUUGCAUCAUUGGGUGGUAGAAUUAUUUUGAACCCGGAUGACUCAUAUGUUCUACAAGAAGGCGAUGAAGUACUUGUCAUAGCAGAGGAUGACGAUACAUAUGCUCCUGCAGCAUUGCCUAUGGUCUGGAGAGGAAGUCUACCCAAAGACUUUGUUGUUCCAAAGUCUGCAGAAAGGAUACUUUUAUGUGGUUGGCGGCGAGAUAUGGAGGAUAUGAUUAUGGUGUUGGAUGCCUUCCUAGCCCCUGGUUCAGAGCUGUGGAUGUUCAAUGAGGUUGCAGAGAAGGAGAGGAAAAAGAAGCUCACUGAUGGCGGUCUUGAAAUCAGUCGUUUGGUAAAUAUAUCCUUAGUUGACCGUGAAGGAAAUGCUGUCAUACGGCGACAUUUAGAAAGCCUUCCUUUGCAAUCUUUUGAUUCGAUCUUAAUUUUGGCGGAUGAGUCUGUGGAAGACUCAGCAAUUCAAGCUGAUUCAAGAUCUCUUGCCACUUUGCUUUUGAUUCGUGAUAUUCAGGCUAAGCGUCUUCCUAUGGUAACACAUCUUGAAAGGGGAAGCUUCUCACAGAGUUCGUGGAUAGGGGAAAUGCAGCAGGCUUCAGAUAAAUCGGUUAUAAUUAGUGAAAUCCUGGACCCAAGGACUAAAAAUCUAUUGUCCAUGUCAAAGAUCAGCGACUAUGUGCUAUCGAAUGAGCUUGUCAGCAUGGCCCUGGCUAUGGUAGCAGAGGAUCGACAAAUAAAUGAUGUGUUGGAGGAGCUGUUUGCAGAGGAGGGAAAUGAAUUGCAAAUAAGGCAAGCGGAUCUUUAUCUCCGUGAAGGAGAGGAGUUGAGCUUCUAUGAAAUACUCUUGCGUGCACGACAAAGGAGAGAGAUCAUGAUUGGUUAUCGUUUAGCUGAUGCUGAGAGAGCUGUCAUCAACCCUGCUGCUAAAAGUGAGAGACGGAGGUGGUCAGUGAAGGAUGUAUUUGUGGUGAUUGCAGAGAAGGAAUGAAGCAUAUCUGAAACUAACAAUGAAGGCAGAUGUAUAAACCUCCACACGUUCACUCUUGAUGAAAGUCCCUGACUGGCAACUAAGAACAUAAAUAACGAUAGCUUCUAUCCGUUCUGUGCGAAACUUCAUCUUUAAAAUUGCAGAUCAACUGUGGUAUUUCCGCAGAUCAUAGGUGAUGUGUGCUCUCUUAUCAACAAUGUAUAUGUGAUCCACACAUACUAGUCAAAGCUAUGGGACGUGACAUUGAGACCGAUCAAGUUGGUGUUCAAGCGUGUUUUUCUGAUCAAUCAUGUAGCUAUGCUUCUCUCUCUGAAGGUACAGUUGUUUCAGUUUAGUUGUCAAAGAUUAAGUAGUAUAUUGAGUGGACUUGCUACAAGUUUAUUUCAGAAAAACAGUUCAGGAAGCAAGCAAGCGGAGUUAGUUGAAGGGAUGAGCAAUGAUUCCAGCCUUGGACUAUGAUUUUCUCCUUGUUCACCGGAGGCCUUUGUUUCUUUGGUUGUUUUAAAGAAAUUUCCCAAUGUAUGUGUAUAUAUUUAUAUUUAUCCAAGAGAAUGAAUUUAAUCA
Molecule: messenger RNA, 3261 nt
Organism: Argentina anserina (silverweed cinquefoil)
Lineage: Eukaryota; Viridiplantae; Streptophyta; Magnoliopsida; Rosales; Rosaceae
Product: ion channel CASTOR-like
Exons: 12
Coding region: 52-2697 (881 amino acids)
Biological process (GO): monoatomic ion transport
Source: RefSeq, a predicted model, not a curated record